Messenger RNA from Budorcas taxicolor (takin), 2511 nucleotides. It is a transcript of the gene RTN1, whose product is annotated as reticulon 1. Gene Ontology annotation, biological process: neuron differentiation; endoplasmic reticulum tubular network formation; brain development. NCBI's taxonomy places the organism in Eukaryota, Metazoa, Chordata, Mammalia, Artiodactyla, Bovidae. The coding region runs from base 1 to 2511 and encodes 836 amino acids. Gene Ontology annotation, cellular component: postsynaptic density; neuron projection. The record is from RefSeq and is a predicted model, not a curated record. The transcript has 9 exons.
AUGGCCGCGCCGCCGGAUCCCCGAGACGAGCUGCUGCCGCUGGCCGGCCCCGGGUCCCAGUGGUUCGGGGACCGGGGGGAGGGGGAGGACGAAGCGGUGACGCCGAAAGGAGCCAAGCCCGAGACGCUGGCGGGGGAGCCGGGACCCGGGCUGGGCGCCGGGGCCGCCGAAGCUGCGCCGCGGGAACUGGGCUCGGGCCCCGCCCGGCCGCCGCCCGUUGCCAUGGAAACUGCAUCCACAGGUGCAUCGGAUGUCUCCAGGGCCAUGGAUCAUACCUUUUCAACAGUGGCAAAGGAUGGGGAAGGAGUGUGUUAUACAUCUCUGAUUUCUGACAUCUAUUACCCACCUCGGGAGGAUGCUACAUAUUUCACUGGAAUUCUUCAGAAAGAAAACGGCCGCAUCACUGCUUCAGAGAGCCCUGAGGAGUUGCGUCCCCCUGGAUCCUCCUUACCAGAUGUGCCUGGGAUGGAGCCUCGUGGCUUAUUUAGUUCUGAUUCUGGAAUAGAAAUGACUCCGGCAGAGUCCGCUGAAGUGAACAAGAUCUUAGCAGACCCCCUGGACCAGAUGAAAGCAGAAGCCUAUAAAUACAUUGACAUAACUAGGCCAGAGGAGGUGAAAUAUCAGGAGCAAUGUCACCCCAAGUUGGAAGAGAAAGACUUGGACUUUAAGAAUAAGGACACUGAAAUCUCACUAAGGUCUGAAGAGACCCGUGAGGCUGAGAAACCAAUUCCUGUGGAGGGGAAAAUCCUCAAGGACCAUUUAUUUGAGGAAUCAACCUUUGCGCCAUAUGUAGACGAUAUCUCUGAAGAACAGCGCAGUGCCCCUCUGAUUGCCGCCCCUGUCAAGAUCACGCUGAGUGAGAUCGAGCCUUCUAUUGAAACCGCUACCCCAGAGAAGACCCCUGAGAAGCAAGAUAUCUGCCUGAAACCGAGUCCUGACACAGUCCCCACGGUCACCGUCUCAGAGCCUGAAGACGACAGCCCAGGAUCCAUCACUCCUCCAUCUUCCGGAACAGAACCAUCUGCUGCAGAAUCCCAGGGGAAAUGCGGCAUCUCCGAGGAUGAGCUGAUCACUGCCAUUAAGGAAGCAAAGGGGUUAUCCUAUGAGACAACGGAGAGCCCACGGCCAGCGGGCCAGAGGGCCGAGAGGCCCGAGGCCAAGGCCAGGUCUGGGCUGCCCACCAUCCCCAGUCCCCUGGACCACGAGGCCAGCAGCGCGGAGUCGGGGGAUUCGGAGAUCGAGCUGGUGUCCGAGGACCCACUGGCCGCUGAGGAUGCGCUGCCCUCGGGUUACGUGACCUUUGGUCACGUGGGCGGCCCGCCGCCGUCACCGGCCUCGCCGUCGAUCCAGUACAGCCUCCUGAGAGAGGAGCGUGAGGCCGAGCUGGACAGCGAGCUCAUCAUCGAGUCGUGCGACGCCUCCUCCGCCUCAGAGGAGAGCCCCAAACGGGAGCAGGACUCACCGCCGAUGAAGCCAGGUGUCCUAGACGCCAUCCGGGAGGAGCCGCGCGCCCGGGUCGAGGAGCGCACCCCCAGCCGGCGGGCCCUGGCAGAGCAGGAGCCCUUCCUCACUUUCCCCUCGGCUGCCCCGCGAGCCAGCCCGGAGCUGCCCUCCGGAGACCCUGCCCCCGCCCCCGAGGGGCCCACCGCUCCACAGACACCCGUGGAAGCAGCGAGUUCCGACCAAAGCUCCCAGGCCACGAAGGCCCCCGGGCUUCGGGGCCCUGGCGUCAUGCCCCUUCUGCUGUUUAUCAAUAAGCAAAAAGCUAUUGACCUGCUGUACUGGAGGGACAUCAAGCAGACGGGGAUAGUGUUUGGGAGCUUCCUGCUGCUGCUCUUCUCCCUGACGCAGUUCAGCGUUGUGAGCGUCGUGGCCUACCUGGCCCUCGCUGCGCUCUCAGCCACCAUCAGUUUCCGCAUCUACAAGUCUGUUUUACAAGCUGUGCAGAAAACCGACGAGGGUCACCCUUUCAAGGCCUACUUGGAGCUCGAGAUCACCCUGUCUCAGGAGCAGAUUCAGAAGUACACAGACUGCCUGCAAUUCUACGUGAACAACACACUCAAAGAACUGAGGAGGCUCUUCCUUGUCCAGGACCUGGUGGAUUCCUUAAAAUUUGCAGUCCUGAUGUGGCUCCUGACUUACGUUGGCGCUCUCUUCAAUGGCCUGACCCUGCUGCUCAUGGCUGUGGUUUCAAUGUUUACUCUACCUGUAGUGUAUGUUAAGCACCAGGCACAGAUUGACCAAUAUCUGGGACUUGUGAGGACUCACAUAAAUGCUGUUGUGGCAAAUUCUGAAGGCUACAGGUCCAAAACCGCGGUGCCGGCAGGGCCGCACUCUUCUCUGACGGCUCUGGGAGAGGAUUCUCCCUUGCCUCGUCUAGCUGCUGGUGGUUGCCAACAGUCCACGGCAUUUCCUGGCUUGCAGGUGCAUCGCCCCAGACCCAAGGCCAUCUUCUCACUGAGUAUCUUCACACCACCUUCCCUCUGCGCCCAAAUCCCCCCUUUCUAUUAG